CAAAAUUCUGUUCAUCCGACGAGCGACCGACCCAGACGGAACUCCGGCCUCGGACAGCUCUCUUCUCCCUCUAAAACCCUUAAAUACAGAGGAGGUUUUGCUCAGAUGCCAUGCAUGAUCUCCAACCUCCGCCUCCUCUUCUCUUCCUCGGCCACCGCCACGCCCUUUCUCUCUCCCCUCAAGCUCAAGCUCACGCGGCCCUCUCUCCCCCUCGCUCCUCUCUCUAGCACCCUGUCCAGGCCCCUCUUCACCGUCUUCUCCGCCGUCGAGCGCGGCCGCCGCCGCCUCCGGCAUUCCCCGGACUUCGCUCGCGGAGGGAACAGGAGGACCUUUAGGGACGAUCGGGGGAGGGAUAAGGAGGCUUUGAUGGAGGAAUCCGGGUUCAAUCGAAAGAGGGCCGAGGGUCGAGACAGGAGUGAUGGUCCCAGGAAGGAUCUUCAGCUCAAGAAGAGGCCUAAGGCCAAUCCUGUCAGUACUAUCUCUUAUGUACAGAUAUUGGGGACUGGAAUGGAUACUCAGGAUACCUCGCCAUCGGUCCUGCUUUUCUUUGAUCACCAGAGAUUUAUUUUUAAUGCUGGAGAGGGGUUGCAAAGGUUUUGCACAGAGCAUAAGAUUAAGCUGUCAAAGAUAGAUCAUAUAUUUCUCUCUCGUGUGUGCUCUGAAACUUCGGGCGGACUUCCAGGGUUGCUAUUAACACUGGCUGGGAUAGGAGAUGAAGGAAUGUCGGUUAAUAUUUGGGGUCCGUCAGAUCUUAAAUAUUUAGUUGAUGCUAUGAAGUCUUUCAUCCCAAAUGCAGCAAUGGUUCACACAAAAAGCUUUGGCCCUGCUCCAAGUUCUGAUGCCGCUGCUAUUCCUGAUUUAAAUCACUUUGCUGACCCUAUCAUUCUUGUUGAUGAUGAUGUUGUCAAAAUAUCGGCUGUUCUCCUGUGGCCAGAAGAGUCUGGCCAAAACAAUGGUGUUCACUCUGCAAUGAGUCCCGGUGACAUGUCUGUUGUCUAUGUCUGUGAGUUGCCUGAACUUAAAGGGAAGUUCCAUCCAGAAAGAGCAAAGGAGAAGGGUCUGAGACCUGGGCCGGAAUACCGGGAGCUGCAACUUGGAAAGUCUGUUUUCUCGAAACGGCUAAAUGUCUUGGUGCAUCCCAGUGAUGUGAUGGAUCCCUCUAUCCCCGGUCCCGUUGUGCUCCUUGUUGACUGCCCAACUCAAUCUCAUUUGCAGAGAUUGUCUUCCGUAGGUUCCCUCAAUGAUUACUAUGCUGACUUCUUGGGCAAAGAGACUAAAAAGACUGUGACAUGUGUCAUCCAUUUGAGUCCAGCCUCGAUCGUGAGUAGUCCAGAUUAUAAGAAUUGGAUGAAGAGAUUUGGUUCAGCGCAACAUAUCAUUGCUGGACAUGAGAUGAAGAAUAUAGAGAUUCCAAUCUUGUGUUCUAGUUCGAGGAUUGCUGCACGACUUAAUUAUUUGUGUCCUCAGUUGUUUCCAGCUUCAGGUUUUUGGUCUAUUGAGCAAUCCUAUCUGUCAGCACCUGACACUGUCCAUUCAAGUGAGGGUACUUCUCUCUCUUGUCAAAGCAUUUCUGCUGAAAAUCUCCUCAAGUUCACAUUGCGUCCCAGAGAUAAGAUCGGAUUAGACAGAUCCUAUAUUCCGAAUAAGACUGCUCACUCAAACAUAAUCGAUGAGUUGCACACUGAGAUCCCAGAGAUUGUGGAGGCUGCACAGUGCGUCCACCAUCUUUGGAAUGGGACUGGUGGAAUGGGGGAGGAGAGAAGGUUUAUGCAAGAGGAGCCAUGGUUAAGUGAGAAUAACCUUCCCAAUUGUUUGGAAAAUAUAAGGAGAGAUGACUUGGAGAUUGUUCUUUUGGGGACCGGUUCAUCACAGCCAUCUAAAUAUAGGAACGUCAGUUCAAUUUAUAUCAAUCUUUUUGCCAAAGGAGGUUUGCUUCUGGAUUGUGGGGAAGGAACCUUGGGGCAAAUGAAACGAAGGUUUGGAGUAGGGGGUGCUGACGAUGCCGUGAAAGGUCUCAGAUGUAUUUGGAUCUCUCACAUUCAUGCCGAUCACCAUUCUGGUUUGGCUAGAAUACUUGCCCAACGACGUGAUCUGUUGAAAGGAGCGCCUCAUGAGCCAUUGCUUGUGAUUGGGCCUAGGCAGCUCAAGAGAUAUCUCGAUGCAUACCAAAGACUUGAAGAUCUGGACAUGCAGUUCCUGGAUUGUAGGAACACCACGGAAGCGUCUUUUAAUGUUUUUGAGGAAGCUAGUGAGUUAAGCAUGGAAAGGUCUCUUCCUGAAAGUCCAAAUUCACACAAUGGCUUGAGAAAAGUUACAAAUGGGUCAAGGGCAAAUGCUGCUGAUUCAACAUUGUUUGCGAGGGGAUCUCCUAUGCAGAGUUGUUGGAAAAGACCUGGUAGUCCACCAGACAUUAGUGUUGCUUUUCCAGUUCUGCAGAAUAUGAAGAAGAUGCUCAAAGAAGCGGGUUUGGAGGCCUUGGUCAGUUUUCCUGUUGUGCACUGUCCACAGGCAUUUGGUGUUGCCCUGAAGGCAUCGGAGAGACUAAAUUCUGAUGGGAAGUUGAUAGAAGGGUGGAAGAUUGUGUAUUCCGGCGACACGAGACCCUGCCCUGAAUUAACAGAGGCAUCCAGGGGAGCCACUGUCCUUAUACACGAGGCGACUUUUGAGGAUAGUAUGGUGGAUGAGGCCAUUGCAAGAAACCACAGCACGACGGAGGAGGCCAUCCAGGUGGGCGCUUCGGCUGGUGUCUACCGCAUCAUCCUCACCCACUUCAGCCAAAGAUACCCGAAGAUCCCUGUGUUCGACGAGGCGCACAUGCACAAGACCUGCAUUGCCUUCGACUUGAUGAGCAUAAACAUCGCGGAUCUGCCUGUGCUUCCGAGGGUCCUUCCAUACUUGAAAAUGCUGUUUCGGAACGAGAUGAUUGUCGACGAGUCGGACGAUACUAGAGAUUCUGUUAGCUUAGCUUCGUGAAGAUACUAGACAUACAUGACCGUGCCAUUCUUUUGUAGUUACACGAGCUCAUCGCCCAAGUUUUGCAACUGUAUCUGUACCCUCAAGUGAAUAAUAGCGUAGCACAAAACUUUGCUCAAAACUGUUCUU
Messenger RNA from Rhodamnia argentea, 3102 nucleotides. RefSeq names its product tRNAse Z TRZ4, mitochondrial. The transcript is spliced from 12 exons. The record is from RefSeq and is a predicted model, not a curated record. Gene Ontology annotation, biological process: mitochondrial tRNA 3'-end processing. Bases 106 to 2973 code for a protein of 955 amino acids. Gene Ontology annotation, cellular component: mitochondrion. Gene Ontology annotation, molecular function: 3'-tRNA processing endoribonuclease activity. Lineage: Eukaryota; Viridiplantae; Streptophyta; Magnoliopsida; Myrtales; Myrtaceae.